AGCGUCGCUUCACGGUCACCACGGAGAGAGGGAUGGGUCUUUAAUACUACAAGAAUACUUCUGUGCCCCUUCCCGCGCAGUUUCAACGUCAAACUAUCAUGGCAGUCUGCGGGAAACGAUUCUCUGUCGUUUCAAAAGCGACUCUACCAACUUUUAACGUGUGUGCGUCCACGUUUUAGUGCUCUGAUCUUUCUUAGCAUGAGAGAUAAAGAUUAGUUAGCAUGAUAGCGAGCUAGCGACCCAACCUCAGCAUCACCUUGCGACCACACCUCCCAGUGACAGUGUGGCUGCAGGUUCCUAAGCAGACAUGGGCAAACUACAGAGCAAGUUUCGUAAGAGGUCUGAGCUCUACAGGACCUCUCAGGGGGAGAAGGCUGAUAGUACCUUUGACAGUCAGAUCUUGCAGUAUGAACCUGCCCAUCAUGGAUCCAUAAACACGGUGACAAGCCUCAGCCCAGAUCUCUGUGUUUCUGGUGGGAGUGACCAGGCUGUUGUGGUGUAUGAUUGGAAACAAGGCCGGAUGUGUCAGUCUUUCCAGGGUCACAACCGAGAGGUUACCAAGGUGCUUUGCUAUCCAGGGAGUACAUGGAUCUUUAGUGCCUCACGGGACAAAACUGUUCUGAUGUGGGACCUAAACCAGGGAGAUGAACCUAUUCAGGAAUUUUGUGGGCAUGAGUUGGUCGUCAACGGACUAGCUAUCAGCCCUGAUGGGAGAAAGCUGUGCACUGGCUCUCGUGACAACUGGAUGUGCCUGUGGGAUAUAGAAUCUGCAAAAUGUGAACAGAGACACAACAUCUCCAGAAACCUGGUGACUCAUGUAUGUUGGGUCCCUGCCAGCUCCUCUAUAGUUCAGACCUCCGAGGAUAAAACUAUAAGGGUGUGGGACAGUAGAACAUGGCAAGUGACCAAUACUUUUCCAGCCAAGCAGUACAUUCAAACCCACUGUGAUGUUUCUCCAAAUGGUCACUACUUGGUGUCCAGCAGCAACGGCUUUGGAGGCCAGGGUUGUGAAGCCACGCUCUGGGAUCUGCGUCAGCCUGGUUGUAAAGUUGUGGAGUAUAGAGGCCAUCUUCAGACGACUGCCUGCUGCAUGUUUCUUCCUGUGUCUCAUGGUGGCACUGCUUGGGUAGCAACAUCUUCCCAUGACAGCUCUGUCAAAAUUUGGGAUCAGAAUACGGCAGUCUGUUUAGGCACGCUGUUUCUGGAUGGUGCUGGUCCACUGGUUUCUCUGGCUCCCAGUGAUUCUGUCAAUCUGCUGUGUGCCAGUUUCAACACCGGUCUCCAUCAUAUCCAAGUGGACCAAGGAUCACACCAGGCCCAGGGUUCUGGUGCAGGUUCUGGUGGAAUAGGAAGCCUAGACAUUAGAGUUGUGGCUCGUUUCUGACAUCACAGAACAGCCGGUUGUGACUUGUAAAACUGACCUAUGAACAGCCGGCCAUUCAGCAGCUGUUGUCGCUGGAUUUUUCUUUUUUCUUUUUUACCAUUUUUCACGUUUAUAUAGACAUUAUUGCUUGACUAGACUGCCAUACAAAGAAUAAUGUAAGAAUGAUAAGACGUUUGUAACAAAAGGAGCAGAUGAAGAUGUGUGGAGGAUGCACGUUUGUCCAGCAGUGAACACCCAUGGAUAAUUAUCUAAGCUACUCAUCUGCAGGAGCUUUUUACUUGAGAAGAACACAGGGUCCAUCAUCAUUGGAAUUGUUUUGGUGUUGAAUUGUUUGUAGUCAAUUUUUAAAAACCACCUGGUGAAAUAGGGGCUUUAAAGGCUUUUGUGUGGUUUGAGGCACCGUAGCAGUGACCUGGUUGGUGAUCCAGUCUUACCUGGAGUGUUGCCUUCUUGGACUAACGGGCAAUAAGUGGGAUUUACUAGAUUUAAUACAUUGCCUCAACCUACCAAGUGUGCUGACUACAGGCUAACAGGACAACGUGACGUUCAUAUUAACUGGUAAUGGCUUUAAACCAAAGACAUUUCCAGCACCAGAGGUUGCUCCUUGACUUUGGUGAUAACUAACCACAUAUCUAGAUACACUGUUAAUACACUGUGUGUAUUUCAGCGGUAAACUUGACAGAGAAAAUACAACACUGCCCGAACUUCAGUACUUCCAUUGGCCGAACAAGCCUCUGAUUAAUUUCAUGUUCAUUAUCUUAUUAUUAUUGUGUGAUAUUCAAGCAACAAUUUACUUUUUAAAUUUAGGCUUAUACUAACAGUUUGGAAGCAUUACUGGAAAAGAAAAAGAAACUGUUUGGUGAGCUGUUAUUUGUCAUGAAUCAUGAACUGGAAGCCAAGAGUAUGGAACAGUUUUGUUUUUGUGGAUGUAUUUUUGUAGCUACAGUCAUGAUUUGUGAUUUUGUUUGUAAGACAAGUCAUAAAGUGACCAAAAAGAUAUAAUGAAGAAUAUUUUUCAUUUUAGCUUUUACUUUGUUUUCGAUUGAUUGAUUGUAGACCAGAUGGGGUGGCCAACGUCGGUCCUCAAGAGCCACAAUCCUGCAUGUUUUCCAUGCAUCCCUGCACCGACACA
Melanotaenia boesemani (Boeseman's rainbowfish) is the source of this 2516-nucleotide messenger RNA. RefSeq names its product WD repeat domain 31 (gene wdr31). Gene Ontology annotation, molecular function: protein binding. The record is from RefSeq and is a predicted model, not a curated record. The transcript is spliced from 10 exons. NCBI's taxonomy places the organism in Eukaryota, Metazoa, Chordata, Actinopteri, Atheriniformes, Melanotaeniidae. The coding region runs from base 308 to 1384 and encodes 358 amino acids.